Molecule: messenger RNA, 4635 nt
Organism: Macaca mulatta (Rhesus monkey)
Lineage: Eukaryota; Metazoa; Chordata; Mammalia; Primates; Cercopithecidae
Gene: ITGA4
Product: integrin subunit alpha 4
Biological process (GO): cell adhesion mediated by integrin; cell-cell adhesion; integrin-mediated signaling pathway
Cellular component (GO): integrin complex; external side of plasma membrane
Molecular function (GO): integrin binding
Source: RefSeq, a predicted model, not a curated record
CCGCGCUCUGCGGGCUGGGAGGUCGGGCCGAGACGCGCGUCCUGCGCAGCCGAGGCUCCCCAGCGCCCCCUGCAGCCGCGCGUAAGGGGAGACGGGGCCCGGCCCUGCGCCUCCGCACCACACCCGGGACCCCACCCAGCGGCCCAUACCCGGAGAAUCAGCGCGAGAACCCGAAGCUCCCGGCGAGCGGCAGAAACCGGGAGUGGGGCCGGGCGAGUGCGCGGCAUCCCAGGCCAGCCGAAUCGCUCCGCCCGCGGUGGGCCGACUUCCCCUCCUCUUCCCUCCCUCCUUCCUUUCCUGUAGCCCGCCGGCGCCGGACACGCUGCGCCUCAUCUCUUGGGGCGUUCUUCCCCGUUGGCCAACCGUCGCAUCCCGUGCAACUUUGGGGUAGUGGCCGUUUAGUGUUGAAUGUUCCCCACCGACAGCGCAUGGCUUGGGAAGCGAGGCGCGAACCUGGUCCCCGAAGGGCCGCCCUCCGGGAGACGGUGAUGUUGUUGCUGUGCCUGGGGGUCCCGACCGGCCGCCCCUACAACGUGGACACUGAGAGCGCGCUGCUUUACCAGGGCCCCCCCAACACGCUGUUCGGCUACUCGGUCGUGCUGCACAGCCAAGGGGCGAACAGAUGGCUCGUGGUGGGUGCGCCCACUGCCAACUGGCUCGCCAACGCUUCAGUGAUCAAUCCCGGGGCGAUUUACAGAUGCAGGAUCGGGAAGAAUCCCGGCCGGACGUGCGAACAGCUCCAGCUGGGUAGCCCUAAUGGAGAACCUUGUGGAAAGACUUGUUUGGAAGAGAGAGACAAUCAGUGGUUGGGGGUCACACUUUCCAGACAGCCAGGAGAAAAUGGAUCCAUCGUGACUUGUGGGCAUAGAUGGAAAAAUAUAUUUUACAUAAAGAAUGAAAAUAAGCUCCCCACUGGUGGUUGCUAUGGAAUGCCCCCUGAUUUACGAACAGAACUGAGUAAAAGAAUAGCUCCGUGUUAUCAAGAUUAUGUGAAAAAAUUUGGAGAAAAUUUUGCAUCAUGUCAAGCUGGAAUAUCUAGUUUUUACACAAAGGAUUUAAUUGUGAUGGGAGCCCCAGGAUCAUCUUAUUGGACUGGCUCUCUUUUUGUCUACAAUAUAACUACAAAUAAAUACAAGGCUUUUUUAGACAGACAAAAUCAAGUAAAAUUUGGAAGUUAUUUAGGAUAUUCAGUUGGAGCUGGUCAUUUUCGGAGUCAGCAUACUACUGAAGUAGUUGGAGGAGCUCCUCAACACGAGCAGAUUGGUAAAGCAUAUAUAUUCGGCAUUGAUGAAAAAGAACUAAAUAUCUUACAUGAAAUGAAAGGUAAAAAGCUUGGAUCGUACUUUGGAGCUUCUGUCUGUGCUGUGGACCUUAACGCAGAUGGCUUCUCAGAUCUGCUCGUGGGAGCGCCCAUGCAGAGCACCAUCAGAGAGGAAGGAAGAGUGUUUGUGUACAUCAACUCCGGCUCGGGAGCAGUAAUGAAUGAAAUGGAAACAAACCUCGUUGGAAGUGACAAAUAUGCUGCAAGAUUUGGCGAAUGUAUAGUUAAUCUUGGUGACAUUGACAAUGAUGGCUUUGAAGAUGUUGCUAUUGGAGCUCCACAAGAAGAUGACUUGCAAGGUGCUAUUUAUAUUUACAAUGGCCGUGCAGAUGGGGUCUCAUCAGCCUUCUCGCAGAGAAUCGAAGGACUUCAGAUCAGCAAAUCGUUAAGUAUGUUUGGACAGUCUAUAUCAGGACAAAUUGAUGCAGAUAAUAAUGGAUAUGUAGAUGUAGCAGUUGGUGCUUUUCGGUCUGAUUCUGCUGUGUUGCUAAGGACAAGACCUGUAGUCAUUGUUGAAGCUUCUUUAAGCCACCCUGAGUCAGUAAAUAGAACGAAAUUUGACUGUGUUGAAAAUGGAUGGCCUUCUGUGUGCAUGGAUCUAACACUUUGUUUCUCAUAUAAGGGCAAGGAAGUUCCAGGUUACAUUGUUUUGUUUUAUAACAUGAGUUUGGAUGUGAACAGAAAGACAGAGUCUCCACCAAGAUUCUAUUUUUCUUCUAAUGGAACUUCUGACGUGAUUACAGGAAGCAUACAAGUGUCCAGCGGAGUAGCUAACUGUAGAACACAUCAAGCAUUUAUGCGGAAAGAUGUGCGGGACAUCCUUACCCCAAUUCAGAUUGAAGCUGCUUACCACCUUGGUCCUCACGUCAUCAGUAAACGAAGCACAGAGGAAUUCCCACCACUUCAGCCAAUUCUUCAGCAGAAGAAAGAAAAAGACAUAAUUAAAAAAACAAUAAGCUUUGCAAGGUUUUGUGCCCAUGAAAAUUGUUCUGCUGAUUUACAGGUUUCUGCAAAGAUUGGGUUUUUCAAGCCCCAUGAAAAUAAAACCUACCUUGCUGUUGGGAGUAUGAAGACAUUAAUGUUGAAUGUGUCCUUGUUUAAUGCUGGAGAUGAUGCAUAUGAAACGACUCUACAUGUCAAACUACCCAUGGGUCUUUACUUCAUUAAGAUUUUAGAGCUGGAAGAGAAGCAAAUAAACUGUGAAGUCACAGAUAACUCUGGCAUGGUACAACUUGACUGCAGUAUUGGCUAUAUAUAUGUAGAUCAUCUCUCAAGGAUAGAUAUUAGCUUUCUCCUGGAUGUGAGCUCACUCAGCAGAGCGGAAGAGGACCUCAAUAUCACAGUGCAUGCUACCUGUGAAAAUGAAGGGGAAAUGGACAAUCUAAAGCACAGCAGAGUGACUGUAGCAAUACCUUUAAAAUAUGAGGUUAAGCUGACUGUUCAUGGGUUUGUAAACCCAACUUCAUUUGUGUAUGGAUCAAAUGAUGAAAAUGAGCCUGAAAUGUGCAUGGUGGAGAAAAUGAACUUAACUUUCCAUGUUAUCAACACUGGCAAUAGCAUGGCUCCUAAUGUUAGUGUGGAAAUAAUGGUACCAAAUUCUUUCAGCCCCCAAACUGAUAAGCUGUUCAACAUUUUGGAUGUCCAGACUACUACUGGAGAAUGCCACUUUGAAAAUUAUCAAAGAGUAUGUGCAUUAGAGCAGCAAAAGAGUGCAAUGCACACCUUGAAAGGCAUGUUCCAGUUCUUGUCCAAGACUGAUAAGAGGCUAUUGUACUGCAUAAAAGCUGAUCCACAUUGUUUAAAUUUCCUAUGUAAUUUCGGGAAAAUGGAAAGUGGAAAAGAAGCCAGUGUUCAUAUCCAGUUGGAAGGCCGACCAUCCAUUUUAGAAAUGGAUGAGACUUCAGCACUCAAAUUUGAAAUAAGAGCAACAAGUUUUCCAGAGCCAAAUUCAAGAGUUAUUGAACUAAACAAGGAUGAGAAUGUUGCACAUGUUCUCCUGGAAGGACUACAUCAUCAAAGACCCAAACGUUAUUUCACCAUAGUGAUUAUUUCAAGUAGCUUGCUACUUGGACUUAUUGUACUUCUGUUGAUCUCAUAUGUUAUGUGGAAGGCCGGCUUCUUUAAAAGACAAUACAAAUCUAUCCUACAAGAAGAAAACAGAAGAGACAGUUGGAGUUACAUCAACAGUAAAAGCAAUGAUGAUUAAGGACUUCUUUCAAAUUGAGAGAAUGGAAAACAGACUCAGGUUGUAGUAAAGAAAUUUAAGACACUGUUUACAAGAAAAAAUGAAUUUUGUUCGGACUUCUUUUACUCAUGAUCUCGUGACAUAUUAUGUCUUCAUGCAAAGGGAAAAUCUCAGCAGUGAUUACUCUUUGAGAAAGAAGAACUGCAAAGGUAAUAAUACAGCCGAAGAUAAUCUCUCAGCUUUUAAAUGGGUAGAGAAACACUAAAGCAUUCAAUUUAUUCAAGAAAAGUAAAUCCUUGAAAAUAUCUUGAAAUGAAAGUAUAACUGAGUUAAAUCAUACUGGAGAAGUCUUAGACUUGAAAUACUACUUACCAUAUGUGCUUGCCUCAGUAAAACGAACCCCGCUGGGUAGGCAGAGGUUCAUUUCAAAUACAUCUUUGAGACUUGUUCAAAAUAUGUUCUUUAAAAAUAUAAUUUUUUAGAGAGCUAUUCCCAAAUUUUCUAAUGAGUGGAAGUGGACCAUUAUCACUUUAAAGCCCUUUAUUUAUAAUACAUUUCCUAUGGGUUUUGUUUUUUUAGCAGACUAUGAAUAUUAUAGGCCUAAUGGGCAAACUUCAGACUGAACAUGUACACUGGUUUGAGCUUAAUGAAAUGACUUCUGGAUAAUUAUUUUUAUACAGCUAUGGAUUUCCCCAUCUUUCUGUAUAUAUACAUGUGUUUAGGUAUAUAUUUACACACCUUUAUCAAGCAUACCCAGGAGUAAAUAGUUAAGAACCAUCUUCAAAUCUUUUGUUAUAAAAUAUUCGAAUUUAUAUUCUGAAACAAAAGAUCGUGUGAGUGUUGCACUUUAGCUCAUAUACACUGAUUUUAAAAAUAUGGAAACCAUACCUCACUAAUAACUUUAAAAUCAAAGCUGUGCAAAGACUAGGGGGCCUAUACUUCAUAUGUAUCAUGUACUAUGUAAAUAUUGACUAUCACACAAAUAUUUGCUUGGAUGCAAUUCUUUGUUAAUCUUUACAAAUGUAAGUGUUCCUUUGCAUGGAAAUGAAGAAACAAAAUUCAUAAAUUUAGCUGAAAGAUACUGAUUCAGUUUGUAUACAGUGAAUAUAAAAUUUUCAUGAAAUGUUAA